AUGCCGGCGGCCGGCGGCCCAGCUCUCAGAGGCGGGAGCGCGGCGGCGCGGGCGGCGGCGGCGGCGGCGCGGGGCGGCCGGCGGGAGGCCGCGCCCGCCGCCCGCCCCGCCGCGCUGCGCCUGGCGCUGGAGCAGCUCUCGGGGCUGGGGCUGGGGCUGCGCGGCGCGGGCGGCGCGGGCGGCGCGGGCGGCGCGGACGACGAGGGCGCGGGCGGCGGGGACGGCGCGGGCGGCGCGGACGGGGCGGCGGAGCCCGCGCCCCCCGACGGCCGCGAGCCGGCGGCGCCCGCGGGGCCCGAGGCCGCGGCUCCCGGCCCGCUGGCGCUGCUGGACCCGGGCGGGAGCCCGCCGCCGCCGCCGCCGCCGCCGCCCCCCUCCCGGCCGCCGCCCGACGUGUUCGCCGGCUUCGCGCCCCACCCCGCGGCCCUGGGCGCGCCGGGCCUGCUGGCCGAGCAGAUGAGCGCGAUCGGCAGCCGCAAGAAGAGCGUGAACAUGACCGAGUGCGUGCCCGUGCCCAGCUCCGAGCACGUCGCCGAGAUCGUGGGCCGCCAGGGGUGCAAGAUCAAGGCUCUGCGUGCUAAGACAAACACAUACAUCAAGACGCCCGUGCGUGGGGAGGAGCCAGUCUUCAUCGUGACCGGCCGCAAGGAGGACGUGGAGAUGGCCAAGCGUGAGAUCCUGUCCGCCGCCGAGCACUUCUCCGUGAUCCGCGCCACGCGCAGCAAGGCCGGCGGGCUGCCCGGCACCGCGCAGGGUCCGCCCAACCUGCCGGGCCAGACCACCAUCCAGGUGCGCGUGCCCUACCGCGUGGUGGGGCUGGUGGUGGGGCCCAAGGGCGCCACCAUCAAGCGCAUCCAGCAGCGGACACACACGUACAUCGUGACGCCGGGGCGCGACAAGGAGCCGGUGUUCGCCGUGACGGGCAUGCCCGAGAACGUGGACCGGGCGCGUGAGGAGAUCGAGGCGCACAUCACACUGCGCACGGGCGCCUUCACUGACGCGGGCCCCGACAGUGACUUCCAUGCCAACGGCACCGACGUCUGCCUGGACCUGCUCGGGACGGCCGCCGGCCUCUGGGCCAAGGCCCCCAACCCUGGGCGGAGGCCCCCCGCGCCCACUGCCAGCCUCCGCGGGGAUCCGGCCCUGGGGGCUCCCGGGGGCCCCGAGGCCUUCUACGCAGGGGGCCGCGGGGGGCCGCCAGUGCCCGAGGCCGGCCCCACCAGUCCCUACGGAGGCGGCGGCUCGGGCAACGGGGGCUUCACGUUCGGCGGCGACGGCCCGGGGGCCCCGGCGGGGCCGCCCGCCCCCGAGGACUGUGACUUCGGUUUCGACUUCCUGGCGCUGGACCUCACCGUGCCCGCCGCCGCCACCAUCUGGGCCCCGUUCGAGCGCGCGGCGCCACUGCCGGCCUUCGGCGGCUGCUCGGCGGUCAACGGGGCCCCCGCGCCACCCGCCCCGGGCGCCCGGCGCAGCAGCGGGACCGGCUCGCCGCGCCACUCGCCCACGCUGCCCGAGCCCGGCGGCCUGGCCCUGGAGCUGCCGCUGGCCCGCCGCGCCGGCCCCCCCGACCCGGUGGGCGCCCUGGCCUGGCGGCCCUCGCAGAGCGCCCUGGCCUCCUUCCCCGGCACGGGCUUCUCGGCGGCCGCCCCGCCGUGCGCCCCCCUGGACCCCGGGGCCUCCGAGGGCGGCCGCAAGCCCCCGCCGGCCGCGUCCUCGUCCUCGUCGUCGUCCUCGUCCUCGUCGUCGGCCGCGCCGCCCCCGGCCGCCCCCGGCCCGGCCCUGGCGCGCGAGUGCGUGGUGUGCGCCGAGGGCGAGGCGAUGGCCGCGCUGGUGCCCUGCGGCCACAACCUCUUCUGCAUGGACUGCGCCGUCCGCAUCUGCGGCAAGAGCGAGCCCGAGUGCCCGGCCUGCCGCACGCCCGCCACCCAGGCCAUUCGCGUGGAGACGGCUGCCCGACGGCAUCUCAGUUCCUAACAAAUAAACAGUAUUGAGUCGACAGGUUAAAAUAAACCAGAGAGAAAAGGUCUGCUUGCACUUUUUAUUUAAGACUCCCCGCCCCCCAGGGUGAUCUUUUUAAGGAAAAAAAAAAAAGAUAUAUAUAUA
Messenger RNA from Canis lupus familiaris (dog), 2103 nucleotides. It is a transcript of the gene MEX3D, whose product is annotated as mex-3 RNA binding family member D. Gene Ontology annotation, molecular function: RNA binding. The record is from RefSeq and is a predicted model, not a curated record. Bases 1 to 1974 code for a protein of 657 amino acids. NCBI's taxonomy places the organism in Eukaryota, Metazoa, Chordata, Mammalia, Carnivora, Canidae. The transcript is spliced from 4 exons.